This is a messenger RNA of Humulus lupulus (European hop), 1614 nucleotides long. RefSeq names its product protein DETOXIFICATION 45, chloroplastic-like. The transcript is spliced from 11 exons. The coding region runs from base 1 to 1482 and encodes 493 amino acids. Gene Ontology annotation, biological process: transmembrane transport. Gene Ontology annotation, cellular component: membrane; chloroplast. The record is from RefSeq and is a predicted model, not a curated record. Lineage: Eukaryota; Viridiplantae; Streptophyta; Magnoliopsida; Rosales; Cannabaceae. Gene Ontology annotation, molecular function: antiporter activity; xenobiotic transmembrane transporter activity.
AUGAUGGAGUUUGUGGUGGUGGAUACCUCGUCGUACUACAACAUACUGCUCGGGAGACUCGCCCUGAUUGGGCUCAGGGAAAUAUCGUUUGUCAAGCAUCUGGCCAUCAAGUUCUCGACUUCUAGUGGCAUCGAGAUGUUGAAGGGGGACCAGCUCGUAGGAAGGGAAUGCUACAACAUUUCCAUGAGAGGAAAGAGUCAAAUUAGUGCCCAGACACUUGUUGUUAUUCAGGAGAAGGAUGGAUCUGUCUUCGAGAUAGAAGGGGUGAUCGACCCUAGAGUAGAAGAAAGGGCUGAUCUUGAACCACUUCAGGAGCUUAAAGAAGUGGAGCUCGAUGAAAAGGAUGCCAUGAAGGUUGUAAAAAUGGGCAAGAACCUUCUGAAAGGACUGAUGAUUGGAAGAUUAUGGUUUGUUGAGAAAAGAACAAUGACAAGAAGCAGAGAGAUUGAGUCGUGUUAUGGUCUGUGCAUCUUUGGCAAUGAAAGUACAAUCUUUCCAAAGCUUCUUUUUGCUUCUUUCACUUUAACUUUGUUUGCCUUCAAUGAAGAUUGGGCGAAAAAAGGUCUAGUUGAAGCAGCAAAGAGAAGCUGCCGAGAAAAAGAAGAAGAAAAGAUGCAGCAGAGAAAAUCCACAUAUGGAAGGCCUACUGGAACGAACGGUUUCGAUUUCUCCUACCACAUGGUCGUUGAAUCUAGUAUUGGGAAUCUUGUAGCUAUGAUUUUGUUUCUCAUACUUAUGUAUUCUUUCCAAUUGGGUGCAACUGGUGCAGCAAUUUCCACAAUUGUGUCUCAAUAUGUUGUCACCUUCUUAAUGCUAUGGUUUCUAAAUAAGAGAGCAAUACUACUGCCUCCAAAGAUGGGAUCAUUACAAUUUGGAGGAUACAUAAAAUCUGGUGGUUUUCUUCUUGGAAGAACUCUUGCAGUUCUAACAACCAUGACUUUGGGGACAUUAAUGGCUGCUCGUCAAGGUCCGGUUGCAAUGGCUACUCAUCAGAUAUGCAUACAAGUAUGGUUGGUUGUUUCGCUUCUGGUUGAUGCCCUGGGUGCAUCUGCACAGGCUUUGACUGCAAGUUAUAUGUUUAAAGGUGACUAUAAGACAGUGAAGGAAAUUGCUCACUAUGUGCUGAAGGUAGGAUUGCUCACAGGUCAUGCCUUGUCUACAAUUUUGGGUCUAUCUUUUGGUUCAUUAGCUACUUUAUUCACCAAGGAUGCUGAAGUACUAGCAAUUGUUGGUACUAGAGUAUUGUUUGUCAAUGCUAGUCAACCUCUGAACGCACUAGCUUAUGUUUUUUAUGGUCUCCAUUAUGGUGCUUCGGAUUUUGCAUAUGCUGCUCGUGCCAUGAUGGUGGUGGGAGGAAUGUCUUCUGCAUUUUUGCUAUAUACUCCGACAAUCAUUGCUCUUCCUGGGAUUUGGUUAGGGCUGACUCUGUUUAUGGGUUUGCGGGUGGUGGCUGGAUUUUACAGGUAUGCAUACAAUAUUUGAGUUCCUUUUUCUUAAUUAAAACAAUAAAAGACAUAAAAUUUAUGAUGAAGCAUGAACUAUGGGAUUUUCAAACUCUUAUAAAUAGCAUUCUAUAUUGCUUGCUAUAAUGUUUUGAUCCUACUAUGUGCUGAA